This is a messenger RNA of Talaromyces atroroseus, 612 nucleotides long. RefSeq lists its product as hypothetical. NCBI's taxonomy places the organism in Eukaryota, Fungi, Ascomycota, Eurotiomycetes, Eurotiales, Trichocomaceae. The transcript has 2 exons. The record is from RefSeq and is a predicted model, not a curated record. Bases 1 to 612 code for a protein of 203 amino acids.
AUGCCACCUUUAACCGAGACUACAUUGACUUUGCACGAAUCUCUAUGCAAUCAACCAAAUCCCAACAUCAACGCCUCCUACGCUACCAGAGUCGUACAGCAGGAGCAGAUACGCCAAUACUUUUUACAGCUAGGAAUUCAAAAGGGGCACGACCUAGAAAUUGGUGAGGGGUGUGCAGAAACAUCACACCAAGGGAAAGGUACCAGGCCCUCCAGUGCCUCCGUCCAUAGCAACACAGAGAGAUCUGACUUGCCGUAUGACGACGGCGAUGACGCAGAGCAACAAGACCAACAGCAGCAACAACAGAAAGAGAAUUUCGUGUCACUCUCGCACUCCCUAAAACUCUUCAUGCCGCGUCAGCGUGAGAAUCACCAUGAGGAAUCGCAUCAUUCCAACAUGCAGGAUAGUACUCCGCUAGAGCGUUUCGUUACUUUGGAUGGAUGCAGUGAUCCAUCUUAUAUCUCCAGAGUUGCAGUGACUCAGGCGGGUUGCUAUGGCCAUAUGGAGAGCGUAGACGCGCGACAGCGUCAGGCACAGUUAUUGGCAGAGCAAGUGGUGCGAGAUGCGAACGUACAUAGAGGGAGUAGUCCAGAUUCCAUGAGAUACAUUUAG